UCAUCCAUCAGAGAUUCAAGAAGAAAAACCCUAAAUAAAUAAAAACUAUUCAAAACCCUAACAGGUUCUCUCAGACAUAUUAAAAAAAAUGUCAGACAACAUCCCUCUGGAAAUCCAAAUGGAUAUUAUUCAAAGAUUCCCUGAUACAAAAUCGCUGAUUCGAUGCCGAUCUGUCUCAAAGGCAUGGAAAUCUGUUAUCGAUAGCAAGGAUUUUGUUGCUGCCCAUACUCUCCGCCAUCAGGCCCACAAUCAGCAUCUUCUUAUACGGACAGAAACUCGCUGUGAUGUCUAUUUCCCCAUUGAUGAAAAUCGCCCUGAGGUAAAAUAUCUGUCCAUUGCUGAUGAUGAAACUGUCCCACCUCAAAAUCAUGUUGUGUUUGUUCCCGAUUCGGUUAAAAAAUUCCAUAGUGUUAUCGGUACUGCUUACGGGUUGUUUGCGUUGUUCUUAUCCAAACCGGAUACCGUUGUUAUCUGGAACCCUUUCAUUAGGAAAACUGUUGAAAUUCCAGUACCCUGUGAAAAGCAUAAUGUUUUUGGUUUUGGUGUUUGUCCUCGGAAUCUUGACCCUAAGCUUGUUAAGAUUACAUUUGAUAGUCAAUUACAAGAUGGAAGUACUGGGACCCAAGUUGAGGUAUUUUCGUUAAGUUCAGGGGGGACUUGGAGAAGUCCGUUAAGUAGCAAUGUUCCUCAUAGAUCGAUCCGAUUUGGGGGUUGGCCAGGGCACGCAGUUGUAGACAGGUUUAAUUAUUGGAUCGCCUAUGAUAGUAUUAAUGUGGAUGAUGGACCAAGGGAUCACAUUCUAAUCAUGUCAUUUGAUUUGACAAGUGAAGAAUUCGUCAAUGUGAACCUCCCUGAUCCUUUAAUACACUCUGAAGCUGAUUUGGCGAUAUUAAACCUAAAGGGUUCUCUUGCUGUUAUUGAGUUCGAGCAGACAGAAGUUAUUCAUGUAUGGCAGAUGAUUGGGCAUGGUUGUACCAGAUCCUUUAAUAAGCUAUACUCCAUUAACGGAGGUGAUGAAUCGAUACAUACAAUAUAUGUAUUCCGAAAGAGUGGUGCACCCAUAGUCGAUUACAAUGAAGAAUCUGAUCAUCCAGUUCGUGGACUUGCUACUUACGAACCAGAAUCAAAAAGCAUUACUAACAUGGGAAUUCAACUAUUAAAUGGUAACUCUUCUGUUCAUUCCUACAUGGAAACGCUACUUUUGGUUGCUCAUUGAGAUCAUGUUGAUUGUUCCGUCAGCAAUAGAGGACAGAGAUGAUGACCACAGUGCUUUUGUUAUCCGUGAGAUCCAUGUCUAACAUUAGUUAUGUUGAAUCUUACUUAAUUUUAAACGGUAUCCCCUAUUGUUUUUGUUAUGUGUAGUGUUGGUCUAUAUGUUUCAAGAUAUAUAGGGUUUAUCUUAUUCCACAAAACCUUUCAUACAUGUUAGGAUGGGCCUUCCUUCCCCAUUCUGGCAUUGACUUGGUGAAAUCGUACUUUCGCUUUUUUGUCUUAUAUUUUGUUAAAUCUUUCUAAGCCUAUUAUUUGAUCGCAGUAUGGCA
This is a messenger RNA of Erigeron canadensis, 1541 nucleotides long. Its product is annotated as F-box protein At4g22390-like. The record is from RefSeq and is a predicted model, not a curated record. Gene Ontology annotation, molecular function: protein binding. Lineage: Eukaryota; Viridiplantae; Streptophyta; Magnoliopsida; Asterales; Asteraceae. Bases 89 to 1216 code for a protein of 375 amino acids. The transcript has a single exon.